Bactrocera neohumeralis is the source of this 816-nucleotide messenger RNA. RefSeq lists its product as uncharacterized. The coding region runs from base 1 to 816 and encodes 271 amino acids. The transcript has a single exon. The record is from RefSeq and is a predicted model, not a curated record. Lineage: Eukaryota; Metazoa; Arthropoda; Insecta; Diptera; Tephritidae.
AUGAGUAAAACGAGAUCAUCGGCGGAUACUAAUAGCGACGUGGAGCAGCUUCCACCGCAAAAUACUCCACCACGAAUUCCACUGCCGGCGAUGUCUGAGGAUAGCAUUGAGGCUUACUUUUACUCGCUGGAGUUUUGGUUUGAAGCCUCACGUGUUUACUCUGAUACAGCCAAAUUCAACAUAGUACUUGCAAGCGUACCUCCGGCAAAAUUACUACAGAUGCGUACUCUUAUUGAUGAUACACCAGCAACGGACAAAUUUAGCUACAUUCGUCGUAAAAUCAUCGAAAAUUUCGCCGAGAGUCAACAACGCCGUCUUCAACGUGUUUUGAAAGAGCUUCCACUGGGUGACCGAAGGCCGAGCGAUUUGUACAAUGAAAUGCGACGAACAGCAGGUACCACGCUCAGCGAGAGCAUACUACAUGAUCUCUGGGUCAGCCGCUUGCCACCGUACGCACAAGCAGCUAUCAUCGCCACUAGCGUUCCAAUUAGUGACAAAAUUAAAAUCGCUGAUUCUAUCACAGAAUGUUUAUCAUUGAAGGACGGUGGACAAAUUUUUGAGGUUAGAUCCGAAUCGCAACCGCAGGGUGAGUUAAGUGAUAUACGAAACGAAAUUGCUGCUCUUUCGAAAACCGUAGGACAGUUGAUGCGGAACGUUAAAUCCACCGGACGGCAGCGCAGUAGAUCUACGUCACGUGGGAGACCGGUAAUUCAACAUACGAACAGUUUUUGUUGGUAUCAUGCAAAAUUUGGUGCAAAUGCCACUAAAUGUCGCCAACCGUGCUCGUUUACUCCAGUAUCCAGUUCAAGUCAAUAG